CACUGUAUGCAACUAAUGCGUGUCAAAAUCAGAGCCAAUGUUCUCAAAUAUCCUCUUCCGGCCAUCCCCACCCGAGAAGUGGUGAGCAAGUUCACAAGUCUUGCGGAACUCAACCCCAUGAACGCCAGAGCUCUGCUUUCCCCUUAUCCUCCCGCUCCCAAAGCUCCUUUCUCCGCUCUCUCCAUUUCCAGAAGACCCUUUCUCUCCGAUGUGAAGCACAUAACCGCCCAUCCCUCUUUGCUUCGGCUGCGCUUACCUUCGCACGCACCUCACUUUCGUGUUGCCGUCCGGAAUUCUGGCGAGAGAGGAGCUGGGAAAGUGUGGGAAGAUCUCAAAUCCGAGUCAUAUGAUGUCUCCGAGUCCGUACCAGAACCGGUGAAGUUCGGGGAUGUGGUAGGCAACGUUGUCGGUGAGAAGGUGGAAGUAGGUAGUGUGCGCCCAUGGUGGGAAGAAUUCCCCAAGAGAUGGGUCAUUGUGCUUCUGUGCUUUUCUGCGUUCAUUCUCUGCAAUAUGGACAGAGUAAAUAUGAGCAUUGCCAUACUUCCAAUGUCAGCAGAGUACAACUGGAACCCCGCCACUGUUGGUCUAAUACAGUCUUCUUUUUUCUGGGGAUACAUGCUCACUCAGAUUGCUGGUGGAAUAUGGGCAGACACGGUGGGGGGAAAACCGGUAUUGGGAUUUGGUGUGGUUUGGUGGUCCAUUGCCACUGCCCUCACUCCUCUUGCUGCGAAACUCGGGUUGCCCUUUCUACUCAUUGUUCGGGCUUUCAUGGGUAUCGGUGAGGGUGUAGCUAUGCCAGCCAUGAAUAAUAUCAUGUCAAAGUGGAUUCCCGUUGCAGAGAGAAGUAGAUCAUUAUCACUGGUUUACAGUGGCAUGUACCUUGGAUCAGUCACAGGACUAGCAUUUUCACCCAUACUAAUUCAUCAGUUUGGAUGGCCAUCGGUAUUUUACUCCUUUGGCUCAUUAGGUGCAAUCUGGUUUUCUGCUUGGCUUAGUAAGGCACACAGUUCACCUCUUGAUGAUCCUGAACUUCGCGCGGAAGAAAAGAAGUUAAUUAUCACAAACAGCUUUUCCAAGGAACCUGUGAAAACUAUACCUUGGAGAUUAAUUUUGUCAAAAGGUCCUGUUUGGGCUCUAAUAGUGUCUCAUUUCUGUCACAACUGGGGAACAUUUAUUCUUCUUACUUGGAUGCCAACAUACUAUAACCAAGUCCUGAAGUUCAAUCUUACAGAAUCUGGCCUAUUUUGUGUUUUACCUUGGUUGACAAUGGCAUUUGCUGCAAAUUUGGGCGGUUGGAUUGCAGACACUCUUGUGAGCAAGGGUUUUUCGGUUACCAGGGUUCGAAAGAUAAUGCAAACAAUUGGGUUUCUUGGCCCUGCUUUCUUCCUAACUCAGUUGAGCCGCAUAACUUCUCCUACAAUGGCUGUUUUGUGUAUGACAUGCAGUCAGGCAACUGAUGCGUUCUCUCAGUCUGGUUUAUAUUCCAACCAUCAAGAUAUAGCCCCGCGAUAUUCAGGCAUAUUGCUUGGUCUAUCUAAUACUGCCGGAGUACUGGCUGGUGUUUUUGGAACAGCAGCUACCGGGUUUAUUCUACAGCGUGGUUGUUGGGCGGAUGUUUUCAAGGUGUCAGUUGUGCUGUACUUGGUUGGAACUGUGGUGUGGAACCUUUUCUCAACUGGUGAAAAGAUUUUGGAUUAACUUGCAGUGUCAGGGAGGACAUUGCUCCUUAGUCCUUAGCAUGUGUGGAUGAGAUUAAAACUAAACUCCCACGCAAGCGAGGAAUGAAACAUCUACAAGAAGAAACAGUUUGAAGUGGAGGCAACCCAGCUUCACUGAUAAUUUAUUCCUGACAAAUCGAGCACUGAGGUAAUUUUGGUGUGCGGUAAGUUUAAUUUCCCAAGCACUUGGAAACUUAUUUAUAAGAUAUUUGAGCAUAACACGGAUGAAGAUUUUAAAAGCAAUGAUACAAGGUCGUUGAAUAUAAAUAUUCGAUAAACCAGAAUCCUUGCGGACCAAUGUGCAUUAGAAAGUGACUGAAGGGUCUCUCUUGGUGUUGGGAGAUGAAUUGGCAUCAUUUGAAGUAUAAUCCCUGAUGUUGUGCCAGGGAAAAAGACUUUAGAUUAUAGAACCAUUUUCUUUUUCUUUCUUCCUUUAUUCUUCCCUUUUUGAGUGGGAAGGUUGCGCUAGUUGCUUGGGUUAACGACAAUCACACUUGUAGAUAUAAUAUUGAACGCAACACAAUUGAUUUUUCAUUUUUGUGACUGAGAAGCAAAUUACUUUGUGAUGUAUUAUUAUCAUUCAUCAAGCUUCUCAGGUCAACUAAGGUGGUUGCAUUACUGUUACGGAUUCUGUUAUACGUCACUUAUGUGUCAUGACUCUCUGAUAAUGAGCCGUUAGAUGGUCUUUCUUUUGAAA
This is a messenger RNA of Prosopis cineraria, 2415 nucleotides long. RefSeq names its product sodium-dependent phosphate transport protein 1, chloroplastic-like. The transcript has 10 exons. Bases 7 to 1698 code for a protein of 563 amino acids. The record is from RefSeq and is a predicted model, not a curated record. Gene Ontology annotation, biological process: transmembrane transport. Gene Ontology annotation, molecular function: transmembrane transporter activity. Lineage: Eukaryota; Viridiplantae; Streptophyta; Magnoliopsida; Fabales; Fabaceae.